This is a messenger RNA of Maniola jurtina (meadow brown), 1909 nucleotides long. RefSeq names its product asparagine--tRNA ligase, cytoplasmic (gene AsnRS). The coding region runs from base 161 to 1825 and encodes 554 amino acids. Gene Ontology annotation, biological process: asparaginyl-tRNA aminoacylation. NCBI's taxonomy places the organism in Eukaryota, Metazoa, Arthropoda, Insecta, Lepidoptera, Nymphalidae. Gene Ontology annotation, cellular component: cytoplasm. The record is from RefSeq and is a predicted model, not a curated record. Gene Ontology annotation, molecular function: nucleic acid binding; ATP binding; asparagine-tRNA ligase activity. The transcript is spliced from 10 exons.
UCAAAGUUUACUGUCGGCGUGUCGGUAUCACUCAUCGGCUUUUUAUAAUUUCCUAAAUCGUGGGCAGAAGAUUAGUGCCCUUUAUUUAAUACAUUAUUGAUUAUCGUAAUCAUUAUUAUUUCGUAGUGAAUUUUUAAGUACUGUAGUGUAAUUGUUAACAAUGCCAGACAUCGAAAAGCUCUCCAUAGAAGAGCUGUACACAUCUGAAAAAAAUGGGAGUGAUGAGACUGGAGAUGGAUCAUCAGAAAAACCUUUUAAAACUAUUUUACAAGCUAUGCGUCAUGCAGGCAAGGAACCAUUCCCAACCAUAUACGUUGAUUCCAAAGACGAUAGCAAAGUUUAUGAUGUAGCUGCUAAAUCUCAGUUGAAGAAGAUUCAGAAAAUCUGGGUGAGGGAAAACUACAAAGCUGCUGAUAAAGCCAAGGGGGAGGAGGAGAAAGAUGAAAAGAGAGUGCAGAACUUAGAAGAAGCAAAAAAGAUUGUCUUAGAACAGGAUCCCUCUCUACCCAAAGCUAAGACUGUAAAGAUAUUGGGUGCUGGCGAAAACCGUGGUGAAAGGAUAUGUGUACGCGGUUGGGUGCACAGGCUGCGGCGUCAAGGCAAAGCUCUAGCGUUUCUAACAUUACGAGACGGUACUGGCUAUCUGCAGUGUGUUCUACAUGGCAUUCUCUGCCAAACGUACAAUGCACUGGUACUCUCCACGGAAUCAUCUGUUAUUUUGUAUGGAAAGCUUGAAGUUGUGCCUGAGGGAAAAAUCGCACCAGGUGGGCAUGAGCUGACAGUAGAUUACUGGGAGCUCAUCGGAUUGGCCCCACCCGGCGGUGCGGACGCCAUUCUGAACGAAGAUGCUCUUCCCGACGUCCAGUUGGAUAACAGGCACAUAAUGAUUCGCGGCGAGAACACUACGAAGGUUCUGAGGAUGCGUGCAGUCGUCACUCAGGCCUUCCGGGAACACUUCGCAUCUCGUCACUACACAGAGGUGCAGCCACCGACGCUCGUACAGACUCAGUGCGAGGGAGGCUCUACUCUAUUCAAGUUUGACUUCUUUGGAGAACAAGCGUACCUCACCCAGAGCUCGCAGUUGUACCUUGAGACCUGCCUGGCAGCGCUCGGGGAUGUGUACUGCAUCGCGCAGUCGUAUCGCGCGGAGCAGUCGCGAACUAGGAGGCAUCUUGCUGAGUACAGCCACGUGGAAGGAGAAUUUGCUUUCAUCACAUUCGAGGAGUUGCUGGACAGAAUCGAGGACAUGGUGGUGGAUGUAGUGGACAGGGUGCUGGCUUCGCCUGAAGGCCAUCUUGUGUAUGAACUGAACCCUAAGUUUAAGCCACCACAAAAGCCAUUCAAGCGGAUGACCUACAUCGAGGCCAUUGAAUACCUGAGAGAAAACAACAUCACGAAAGAUGAUGGAUCUUUCUAUGAAUUUGGAGAUGAUAUUCCGGAAGGCCCUGAACGGAAGAUGACAGAUGCAAUUGGAGUUCCAAUUCUGUUGUGCAAGUUUCCAGCAGAGAUCAAGUCGUUUUAUAUGCCGCGCUGCCCCGAGGACCGGCGCCUUACCGAGUCCGUUGAUGUGCUGAUGCCGGGCGUUGGGGAAAUUGUCGGUGGAUCCAUGAGGAUAUGGGAUCACGAAGAACUGUUGGAAGGAUACAAGCGCGAGGGAAUUGACCCUACUCCAUACUACUGGUAUACUGAUCAACGUAAAUUUGGUUCCGUGCCUCAUGGUGGAUAUGGACUUGGCUUGGAACGAUUCCUUUGCUGGCUUCUAGAUAGAUACCACAUUCGUGAAGUGUGUCUCUACCCACGUUUCUUGGAGCGGUGUACUCCUUAAAGUGAAUAAACUUCUUAAGAAUCUUUUGUUUCUUUAUUUAUUUUUUAUAAUUUUGCUGAGAUGAAAAUAUACUUUUUGUUUGUA